Molecule: messenger RNA, 1523 nt
Organism: Ochotona curzoniae (black-lipped pika)
Lineage: Eukaryota; Metazoa; Chordata; Mammalia; Lagomorpha; Ochotonidae
Product: keratin, type II cytoskeletal 80-like
Exons: 9
Coding region: 1-1353 (450 amino acids)
Biological process (GO): keratinization; intermediate filament organization
Cellular component (GO): keratin filament
Molecular function (GO): structural constituent of skin epidermis
Source: RefSeq, a predicted model, not a curated record
AUGGCCUGCCGCUCCUGCGUCGUUGGUUUCAACAGCGACUGUGAGGUGACCUCGGCAGGCAGCCCCCGGCCUGGAACCUCAGGAUGGAGCCGAUGCGGGGACUCCGGGCUGGGGUUCAGCUCCCGCAGCCUCACGGGCUGCUGGCCAACCGGCACCAUGCCGCAGGUGACCGUGAACCCCAGCCUGCUGGUGCCCCUGGACCUCAAGGUCGACCCAGCCGUCCAGCAGCAGAAGAACCAGGAAAAGGAGGAGAUGAAAGUGCUUAAUGACAAAUUCGCCUCCCUCAUUGGCAAGGUGCAGGCCCUGGAGCAGCGCAACCAGCUGCUGGAAACACGCUGGAGCUUUCUACAGGGCCAGGACCCCACCACGUUCGAUCUUGGCCACCACUACGAGGAGUACCAGGGCCGGCUGCAGGACGAGCUGCGUGCGGUGAGCCAAGAGCGGGUCCAGCUGGAGGCCAAUCUGCUGCAGGUGCUGGAAAAGGUCGAGGAGUUUCGAAUCAGGUAUGAAGAGGAGAUUUCCAAGCGCACAGACCUGGAGUUCACCUUUGUCCAGCUGAAGAAGGACCUGGACACGGAAUGUCUGCGACGGACCGAGCUGGAGACCAAGCUCAAAGGCCUGCAGGGCUUCGUGGAGCUGAUGAGGACCAUCUAUGAGCAAGAGCUGAAGGACCUGACCGCCCAAGUGAAGGAUGUGUCGGUGACCCUGGACAUGAACAGUCGCUGCCACAUUGACCUGAGCGGCAUCGUGGAGGAGGUGAAGGCGCAAUAUGACGCCAUCGCUGCCCGCAGCCUGGAGGAGGCUGAGGCGCACUCGCGAAGCCAGCUGGAAGAGCGGGCGGCCCGCUCAGCAGAGUUCGGGAACAGCCUGCAGAGCAGCCGCUGCGAGAUUGCUGCCCUCAACGUGCACAUCCAGAAACUCCGCUCCCAGAUCCUUUCCGCCAAGAGCCACUGCCUAAAACUAGAAGAGAACAUCAAGGCGGCCGAGGAGCAAGGGGAGCUGGCCUUCCAGGACGCCAAGGGCAAGCUGGCCCAGCUGGAGGCCGCCCUGCAGCAGGCCAAGCAGGACAUGGCUCGGCAGCUGCGAGACUACCAGGAGCUCAUGAACACCAAGCUGGCCCUGGACAUCGAGAUCGCCACCUACAGGAAGCUGCUGGAAGGCGAGGAGAGCAGAAUGGACCUGCCCUCAGCUGCCGUGAUCAGCUCAGUGCAGUCCAGAUCCAGAGCAGCUGCCUCCAAGUCGGGAGUCUCCAAGGGCCCCACCCGGAAGAAGAAGAACGGCAGGGGCCAUGUGAUUAAGAUCACGGAGAUGUCGGAGAAGUACCUCUCGCAGGAGUCGGAGGUCUCUGAGUAGGGUGGCCGGAGCCCCGGCUCCCAGGUCACUCCUGCUGCAGCGAGAGGGACUUCAGCUGGACCUAAGAAAGCAGCCAGAAGGGGCCACAACCUGACCCUGUGCUGAUGGCAGGAGGUCUGGGGCUGCUUGGCUGUGGGCUGAGGGAGGCACGGCACCCCCACCCCGGGGAC